This is a messenger RNA of Pseudomassariella vexata, 435 nucleotides long. RefSeq lists its product as uncharacterized. The transcript has a single exon. The record is from RefSeq and is a predicted model, not a curated record. Lineage: Eukaryota; Fungi; Ascomycota; Sordariomycetes; Amphisphaeriales; Pseudomassariaceae. Bases 156 to 386 code for a protein of 76 amino acids.
GGGAUGGACCUUCGCACCAAUGGGAAUCAUGUCAUAGAUCGUUUUCAGGCAAGGAGCAAACAGAUUCGGCAAAUCAGGACAAAAAAGGGGGGGGGAAAAGGAAAAAAAACAUUGUGGACCAUGCGGUAUUGGUCGGGCUUGGACUUGUUAGGCGCAUGUUCUCUCUCUUUCUUUAUCUUUUGAUGCUGGGUCUCUUUUGGCUCUCGUUUACUUCUACUGCGUUUGGUGUUCAGGUUGGUGGUUUGUUCGGGGAUAGUUUUCUACCAAACGGGAAAGAUACCCUGUCCCUGGGUACCCCUUAUGAUACCUCGCAUUUGGCCUCUACGCAGGGCACAUGCACAGAGCACGGGGGCAGAAAAUACUUGUACGCAAGUACCAGAAAAUGAACACAGGUUAUUGUCAUGAUGAGGACUGGACUUCAUUCAGAAAGGAAAG